AUGAAUGAAAACACCAAUGAAAAGAUGGAUGAAGAAAAUGAAAAAAAUGAAAAAAACGGUGACAAAAUGAUGAAAGGCGUGAUAAAGAAAAAAUUUUUCAUUUCCCCCCAGUUUUCGGACAAAAAAAAAGAAAUUGAAUACAAUGCGCUAAGGAUAUACAACAUAAAAGAAUACAUCUGUAUUCACUUAACGGUGUCUCUAUUAAUCACAUUGGUAGAAUGCUUUGCCUUCUCUUCAAAUCUAAUUAAAAAAGACCCAUCUGUUAUGGAACUUUUUGUAGUUGUAAUCUCCAUUUUGAAUUGUUUGAUGCACGUUGUUGUGUUAAUAAAAAUUUUCACCACCCCCCCCAAAAAUGCACUUACAAAAAUUUUGUUUGUUGGAUAUAUAAUUAUCAACCAAGUUUUUCAAUUUUUAUCUCUUUACUUUUUUACGAAGCAAAACGAAGUGAAUAAAAUCGAAAACUCGCGUUUCACCUUGUACAAUAACAAGUUUAGUUUGUACAUACACUUUUUUGUAGAUGCAGUUUUUCUUCUCUGUCUUCCCUCACUUAAAUUCCUUUCAACUUUACUAUUUCUGAUUGGCUACUUAAGCAUGAAUGUAAUAUUAAUGACAUUACUUAAACAUGGGGAUUCGAGAAUAGAAAUUGAUUUGUACUUCAUGUACAUACUAAGUGUGCUGUUAGUUAUGUUUUUGAUUUUAAGAUACUUGGCAGAAGAAAGAAAUCGAAUUAUGUUACACAUGCUUAAGGAUAUAUUGUGCAAUAGCUAUACGAAAUUUGAUGACUUUAGAUCAACGCUCGACCAAGAUACGGACUCUAUAGCUGUAAAUAUAGCUAAAGAUGAUAACUAUGACAAAAUGGAAGAGAAUUACAAAUUUUUAUUUUCAGAUAAGCGUAUAUUUUUUAAUGAUUUUACAAUAAAUGCAUGUUAUAAGGACUUCUACUCAGUGUCUUAUUUUUUAAAACGAUUAUUAAUUAGCUGUGAUAGUAGUAAUAAAAAUAAAGAGAUGAAAAAAAGGGUGAACCAGGAAAAAAAAAAUUUGGAAGAUGUUAAAAAGCAUCUGAACGAGUCAGACAUUUUAACAAUAGCUUACGAAGCAGAUGUUUUAAAAAACAUAAAAAAAAUAAACUCAGAUGAAAUAGGAAGAAAUUGGGAUUAUUCAUUUAUUGAUUCAGAAUAUGCAAAAUCAACACUAGUAAUUUUAGAAGUAGGAUAUCAUUUGAUUAGUCCAUAUAUCGAAAACAAUGAAAAAAAAAAAAAAAAAUUACAAUUAUUCUUGUUAUUAAUUAAUAAUAUGUAUUUCCCAAAUCCAUAUCAUAACGCAAAUCAUGGGGCAACCGUUUGUCAUUUAUCAAAAUGUCUAGCACAUAUGACCGAUUUUGAUAAAAAUUUAAAUAACACUUAUAUGAUUUGUUAUUUAAUAGCAUCUAUAGCACAUGAUGUUGGACACCCUGGUAAAACCAAUGCGUACCUUUCUGAAACGAAUCAUAUUUUAUCGAUUAGGUAUAACGAUAUGAGUAUUUUAGAAAAUUAUCACUGUAGUAUAACUUUUUCAAUUUUACAACUUAUUGGAUAUGAUUUUUUAAUAAAUAAUGAGGACACCAAAUUAGUGCAUAAAAACAAUUAUACCAAUUUGAGAAAAUUUAUCAUCGAAUUAAUUAUUUCUACUGACAUGAAGCUACAUUUUGAGUAUGUUGAUAUUUUUAAAAAAAGAAAGAGAAGCGAGAACUUUGACAUAAGCGAUAGGGAUGCUAUAAACCUAGGUACCAUUAACAUCAAAGUAGCUGACAUCGGGCACACGUGUCUCAAGUGGAGGGAUCAUGCUAAAUGGACGAUGCUGGUUAGCGAGGAGUUCUUUUCCCAGAAGGAGGUAGAAGAGCUCCACAGGAAAAACAAAAACAUGGAUACGUAUCAGUACAAUCCCCUUGGGAACGAAGAAUCCAUCGAUGAAGCCAUGAUAUUCAAUUAUGAGAAUAUUUACAUAAACUACAUGAACAAUAUAAAUAACGUUAACAAAUAUGAUUUUAGCUACAUAAAAUUAAACUUCAUACAUCAUCACGAUUUUGUUAAAAGCAUACCAAGCACACAAGUGUACUUUUUUGAAAUUAUUGUUAUGCCGUUAAUUCAAGAAUUACAAUCCAUGGAAAAGGCAAAAGAAGAGAUAACCCAAAAAGUGCUACACAAUUUAAAUAUAAAUUUAAUAACAUGGAGAUUAAUCGAAAAAAAUAUCAACCUAUUCUACAAUACUGAAAAAAUGAGAGUUACUGAUUAUUACAAAAAUUUAGAAAAGCAAAAAUUGCUAAGAGGGAUUAUUAGCUUACUAGAUCUUGGUGAGGAAGAUGUUAUAUCCUUAACAAAAAAUUAUGAUCAAGAGAAAAAUAUCGAAAAAAUCGAUGAAGAAAAAAAAAAAAAAGGGGAACAUGUGAAAGAAACAUAA
Molecule: messenger RNA, 2436 nt
Organism: Plasmodium gonderi
Lineage: Eukaryota; Apicomplexa; Aconoidasida; Haemosporida; Plasmodiidae
Product: cyclic nucleotide phosphodiesterase
Exons: 6
Coding region: 1-2436 (811 amino acids)
Biological process (GO): signal transduction
Molecular function (GO): 3',5'-cyclic-nucleotide phosphodiesterase activity
Source: RefSeq, a predicted model, not a curated record